Messenger RNA from Danio aesculapii, 1305 nucleotides. RefSeq names its product mitochondrial E3 ubiquitin protein ligase 1a (gene mul2). Bases 98 to 1123 code for a protein of 341 amino acids. Gene Ontology annotation, biological process: protein ubiquitination; organelle organization. The transcript is spliced from 5 exons. NCBI's taxonomy places the organism in Eukaryota, Metazoa, Chordata, Actinopteri, Cypriniformes, Danionidae. Gene Ontology annotation, molecular function: ubiquitin-protein transferase activity. The record is from RefSeq and is a predicted model, not a curated record.
GAAGAGGUCCUUUAAACCACGUGACCCAAACAACAUCGCGUUUACGAAUGUAUCGUGUGAUUAAAGUUUAGAGAAGAGGAAGAGGGCGAGGGUGAAAAUGGAGGAUUUCCCCGUCCUGGAGAUGGUGUGCUUGGGUUCAAGCGUGGCUCUCUCUGGUCUAUUUUAUUACAUCUACAGAAAGAAACGCAAAACUGUGGACAAGCUUAACGCUGCUCCAGUAAUGGCACUGGAUGAGAAGUUAGUCGACCUUUUGAAUGCCACACCAGGGAAAUGUCUGCAAUAUGUGGUCAUUGACGGUACAGUUCAGCCUGUAGGGGAACCACUGAGGAGUCAGUUUCAGGAAAGCAGCGUUGGUGUCAUCCAGAAACUGGUCCUCAGAGAACACAAACUUGUUUGGAAUAGUUUGGGCCGCAUCUGGACAGACAGUGAGCGUGUGCUGCUUCAGCGUGUCAAUGCUGUUCCCUUCAACCUCCUAGGUUUGAACAAGUCAUUUGUGCGAGUGCUCUGCCCACUGGAGGCCACGGGUCCCAAAAUGGAGAUAGUCCACGAAAAGUUCCACCAGGCCACUUACGGAUUCACAGACCUAAUAGGCCAGUACCUGAGCGGAGAGAAACCCAAAGGUCAACUGGAAACAGAGGAGAUGCUAAAAGUAGGUGCGUCUUUAACCGCAGUGGGAGAGCUCAUCCUAGACACGGAUCGACUCCUUAAAAUCCGCCCACCCACCGACGGCUCUGAGUAUUUCCUGAGCACUGCAGACUUCGAGACGCUGCUGAUGGAGCAGGAAGGCCAGGCGGAGGUAUGGAGGGUGUUUGCAUGUAUUUGUGCGUUAGCAGGCGUAGCAGUGCUGAUUUGGACAGGACGCAGGUAUUACAGGCAACUGAAGCUGCGCUGGGAGCAGGAGAACUUGAGGAGGGAGUUUGAAGGGAUGGGUAUGGGAGAAGGAGAGGAGGAGAAUGGUGUGGAAAACGCCUGCGUCAUUUGCCUGAGUAACCCGAGAGGGUGUGUUUUGCUGGACUGCGGACACGUGUGCUGCUGUUUCCGUUGCUAUCAGGCUUUACCGCAACCGUUCUGUCCCAUCUGUAGACAGCACAUCAAACGAGUCGUGCCUUUAUAUCAGGCCUAAAAAGACUGAUAAUUGAUUUAGUUUUUCGUCUGAGGCUGAUGUUUAAUAAAUGGACAGCCGUGUGGAGUUUACAUGAUUUACUUUAAGGAGCUCUAAUCUUAUACUGUAAACAGGACACUUGCAAUGGAAAUAUCUGUACUAACUAUGGAAAGAAAAUAAAACCACUUGUCUGUUUCUCUGGA